Gadus macrocephalus (Pacific cod) is the source of this 1591-nucleotide messenger RNA. RefSeq names its product tubulin alpha-1B chain-like. Lineage: Eukaryota; Metazoa; Chordata; Actinopteri; Gadiformes; Gadidae. Gene Ontology annotation, cellular component: cytoplasm; microtubule. The coding region runs from base 158 to 1513 and encodes 451 amino acids. The transcript is spliced from 4 exons. Gene Ontology annotation, biological process: mitotic cell cycle; microtubule cytoskeleton organization. Gene Ontology annotation, molecular function: structural constituent of cytoskeleton; GTP binding. The record is from RefSeq and is a predicted model, not a curated record.
UCUCUUGCCAGCAGAGCCCACCCUGCAGAACGCUCCUGCACGCCUUCCCCUGCAGCAGUGGUGGCUCAUCCCCGUUGCUAGAAUAAUACAGACACAAAUAAAGAAGGAUAAAUCCGUAUUUAAUUGUCCUUUUUUGGUUUGAACCACUCCAGAAAACAUGCGAGAGUGUAUCUCCAUCCACGUUGGUCAGGCCGGUGUCCAGAUUGGCAAUGCAUGCUGGGAACUCUACUGUCUGGAGCAUGGGAUCCAGCCUGAUGGGCAGAUGCCCAGUGAUAAGGCUCUGGGAGGAGGAGAUGAUUCCUUCAACACCUUCUUCAGUGAGACCGGAGCUGGGAAGCACGUCCCCAGGGCUGUUUUUGUAGACCUGGAGCCAACUGUCAUUGAUGAGGUGCGCUCUGGGAUCUACCGCCAGCUGUUCCACCCUGAGCAGCUGAUUACUGGUAAGGAGGAUGCAGCCAACAACUACGCCCGUGGACACUACACCAUCGGCAAGGAGAUCAUCGACUUGGUGCUGGACAGGGUCCGCAAGCUGUCUGACCAGUGCACUGGGCUCCAGGGCUUCCUGGUGUUCCACAGCUUUGGAGGUGGCACCGGUUCUGGUUUCACCUCCCUGCUGAUGGAGCGUCUAUCAGUUGAUUAUGGCAAGAAGUCCAAACUGGAGUUCUCCAUCUACCCAGCUCCCCAGGUCUCCACUGCUGUGGUGGAGCCCUACAACGCCAUCCUUACCACGCACACCACCCUAGAGCACUCUGACUGUGCCUUCAUGGUAGACAAUGAGGCCAUCUAUGAUAUUUGCCGUAGGAACCUAGAUAUUGAGCGUCCUUCCUAUACCAACCUCAACAGGCUGAUCAGUCAGAUUGUGUCCUCCAUCACUGCUUCCCUCCGUUUUGAUGGUGCUCUUAACGUUGAUCUGACAGAGUUCCAGACCAACUUGGUGCCCUAUCCCCGUAUUCAUUUCCCUCUGGCCACCUAUGCCCCGGUCAUCUCUGCUGAGAAGGCAUACCAUGAGCAGCUCUCUGUGGGUGAAAUCACCAAUGCCUGCUUUGAGCCGGCCAAUCAGAUGGUGAAAUGCGACCCACGCCAUGGCAAAUACAUGGCCUGCUGCCUUUUGUACCGUGGUGAUGUGGUGCCCAAAGAUGUCAAUGCUGCCAUUGCCUCCAUUAAAACCAAACGCUCGAUUCAGUUCGUAGACUGGUGCCCAACUGGUUUCAAGGUUGGCAUCAACUACCAGCCCCCCACUGUAGUUCCUGGUGGAGAUCUGGCCAAGGUCCAGAGGGCUGUAUGUAUGCUGAGCAACACCACUGCCAUCGCAGAGGCCUGGGCUCGUCUUGACCACAAGUUUGAUCUGAUGUAUGCCAAGCGGGCCUUUGUGCACUGGUAUGUGGGUGAGGGUAUGGAGGAGGGAGAGUUCUCUGAGGCCAGAGAGGACAUGGCAGCCCUGGAGAAGGAUUAUGAGGAGGUGGGAGUCGAUUCAGUUGAGGGUGAAGGAGAGGAGGAAGGAGAGGAGUAUUAAAAUAGACAAGAAUGGUCUGCAAACACUGCUGCAUGCACUUCCGGUUGUUGAUCCAUAAUAAAGGUUGAUUUCAAUUGA